Messenger RNA from Fulvia fulva, 483 nucleotides. RefSeq lists its product as uncharacterized. The transcript has a single exon. The record is from RefSeq and is a predicted model, not a curated record. Lineage: Eukaryota; Fungi; Ascomycota; Dothideomycetes; Mycosphaerellales; Mycosphaerellaceae. Bases 1 to 483 code for a protein of 160 amino acids.
AUGCCUCACUGGAUGAUCUUCCACCCCCCAGGAACCUUCGAAGACGAAACCACCAAAGGCGCCCUCGCCAAAUCCAUAACCUCCAACUACACCCGCCUGGGCAUGCCCGCCUUCUACGUCGUCGUGAACUUCAUCAAAACAUCCCCCUCCGACCAAUGGCUCGGCGGCGAGAUGGCCAGCACCCGCAGCACCCGCCCCUUCAUCCGGAUCCGCGUCCUGCACAUCCACAUCAACGCGCCGGACGAUGAGAAGGUUCAUGCGAAGAUGAUGGCGCAUUUGACGGAGCUGUUGAGGCCGCAUACGUUGAAUAAGGGGUAUAAUUUGGAGUAUGAGAUUGCUGAGAGUAGGAGGAGCUUGUGGCAUGUUAAUGGGAUGAAUCCGCCGGUGUUUGGGAGUGAGGAUGAGAAGGUUUGGAGGGGGGAGAAUAGGGCUGUGCCGCCUGAGGAGAUGGAGGAGGCGAGGGAGAGGGUGGGGAAGUUGUGA